Messenger RNA from Formica exsecta, 3463 nucleotides. Its product is annotated as G-protein coupled receptor moody. The record is from RefSeq and is a predicted model, not a curated record. Lineage: Eukaryota; Metazoa; Arthropoda; Insecta; Hymenoptera; Formicidae. Gene Ontology annotation, biological process: G protein-coupled receptor signaling pathway. Gene Ontology annotation, cellular component: membrane. The coding region runs from base 1078 to 2718 and encodes 546 amino acids. The transcript has 5 exons. Gene Ontology annotation, molecular function: G protein-coupled receptor activity.
UUGCACUGAGUGACUACUACUAACAAAAUGCAAUUAUUUUUAAAAAGGAUGUAGGGACACACGCGAGCGUAGCAGUUUCCAGGGGACGGUAUGCUCCGAUCAGGCACGUAGGUGCUUUAUCUAGUAGACCGUAAGUGCCAUAUCGACGAUGGGGACGACAUGGGGCUGAAUGGCCCCGUUUAAUAUUUUCGCUAUCGCGUUGCCGGGAGCGACGUGCUAUAAAUUGUUUAUAAUAGAGUUGAUAAUUGAUGCCCUCAUUCGGUACUUAUUUGAUUUUGUGAAACGUGAUUAAUAUUUCUCAUAAUAUAUGUCAAAUCUCGAAAAGAAAUGGUUCCUAGUCUACGAUAAUAUCUUUUACUUAUUGUUAGAUAAAUGUUCAGUAUUUUUAAUUUAAAUUGAUUGGAAACAUAAUAUAGGAAUAAAAAUUCUCGAAAAUUUUUGGAGUUUAUUAAGUGUACUUAUUAAAACGAUGUACAUUUAAUAAUUAAUACAAGAAUUAAUAGAAGCAGAUAACGAGAUUAGAGACACCGGCGCCACAAAGGUGAUCUUCUUCCAAUUCGACGCAAUUGAAUCGAUCUGCAAGAAGAAACUCCCCUGAUAUCGUGAGGGAGGAGUCGAAUUUGGCGCAGACGCGGCUUCGGCGAAAAGCAUACUCUUGUGUACACGAAUCUUGCUAAUAAUUCCGCCAGUACAUUCGCGAAGUUUGCCAGACGCGUUUCAUUCUGUUUCAUCGCACUCCAACAAUUUUAUUCUGUGCCUUUACUGCAGAUUUUGAAAAAUAAAUUUGAAUAAUUAUUAUCAUAAGAAUGCAUCUUUGUUAAAUUUUCCCGAGUUUGUUGCACUGCCAAUAUAAAAAAAAUUGCAAUAAAGUGAUUGCAGGUAAAGUUUAUAGAAUUAUUCAGAAGAGGAAGGUAGUGACUCUGCAAUGCCAAGACCAAGAUGAGAGUCGACAAGAAGAAGGACCCAAAGGCACGACUAACGUUAUACCAAUGUCAAAGACAACGAGAAGAAGUUUUGAAGCACUAUUUCAUUAAUUGCCAUCGAUGAAUCAAAAAUUUACUUCUCAUUUUUGUAAACAUGCUAGAGUAUUGGUGGAUGGCGAACAACGAAACUGGACGCAAUGGUAGCGACGACGUGGCGAUCGAAGAGGUGCUGCAGAAUCCAGGAUUAGUGAUCCUCUUUGUCGGCUAUCCACGGUGGCUAUUGUACUUCGCUGCCACCUGUUGUAUUAUCUUCAUGCUAAUCGGCAUCCCGGGAAAUCUCAUUACGGUGAUCGCAUUAUUUCGCACCAAAAAGCUAAAGAACGCCACCGCGGUUUUCAUCAUGAAUCUCUCGAUAUCAGAUUUGAUGUUCUGCUGCUUUAAUCUACCGCUCGCAACUUCCACAUUCUGGCACAGUUCAUGGUUGUACGGACCACUUCUCUGUCGAUUGUUUCCGCUCUUGAGAUACGGCCUCGUUGCAGUCAGCCUCUUCAGCGUUCUCGCAAUCACGAUCAAUCGCUACAUCAUGAUCGGCCAUCCCGGUCUCUACCCUACAUUGUAUAAAACGAGAUAUUUGAUACCAAUGGUCUUGACAAUAUGGAUCGUCGCUUUUGGUCUGCUGAUUGUCACAUGGUUCGAGAAAUUCGGACGUUUUGGUUUGGAUCCUGUUAUCGGAUCCUGCUCGAUCCUGCCGGAUAUAAACGGGCGGAGUCCAAAGGAAUUUCUCUUCUUUCUCGCAUUUCUAAUACCCUGCCUCGCUAUUAUCGUUUGCUACGCUAGGAUUUUCUAUAUCGUUCGUGAAACUGCUUCAAAGAGCAGGGGCAGAGAUAAGACCAAUGUGGAACCUACGGAAACCAGCCAUGAUCAACAGUCCAUGAAGAACCAGGAGCAAGAGCUGUCUGUUCUUUGCGACCCCUCCUUAUCGAUGCGAGCAAUUUUUCUCAAUCCAGACGAAGAAAUGGACCUCGAGCCAUCGACAUCUGUUAACGAAGAUUCUUCCUGCUCUAAGCAGUCGAUCCACGAUCGACAAAAAACAGAUUGCACGCCUAAAUCGCAUGUAGACAAUCCAACGACGGUUAUCAGCCUCGAUCCAAACUUUAACAGCGACUACAACGCUCUUCACGUUGGCGCAUCGGAGGACGUAUCGUUCGUGGAUGAUUGCGAGAAAUCGGAUCUCACGGAAAUGAAACUGUUUCUGAAUAGAAAUCAGAACGAAUUGCAGCGAAAGUCGUUGAGAAACUCUUGCGGACGGCUGGAGAGACUGACCAGCCGAGCAUCCUUCAUCGUGGAAUCGUCGCUGGCGCGACUCGCCAGCGGCGAUCGUUCGGAUCUACCGGAAAUCCUCGUGGAUUCGAGAUCGGACUCGCCCGCAAAGAAGACAUUUCGCAGGGAGUCAAAGUUCAAGAGCGUUGGCAGGAUCCGCAACGGCGAACUCGUCGUCACACCCAGGAUGUCCGCCAAGGAUCGGAAGCUGCUGCAAAUGAUCCUUGUGAUAUUCGUGUCGUUCCUGGUUUGCUACCUACCGAUCACCGUCACAAAGCUCUUUCCUGGCGCAAUCGACUGGCGGGGUCUCAACAUUGCUGGCUACAUACUCAUCUAUUUGACAACCUGCAUCAAUCCCGUCAUCUACGUCGUGAUGAGUUCCGAGUACAGAAGCGCGUAUAAAUAUGUCUUGCUGUGUAAGGGUGAGCAGAUGGCGAGCAAGAGGAGACUGCCGGGUUUGCUGAUGCUCAGUUGAACUCGUAAAUUAUAUAAGUAACGGUAAACAUAAUAGAUAAAUAAUGUGUAUAAUUUAUGUUUGUUAUAUUAUCUGUAUGGUCAAAACACUUAGAAAACUCAGAUUGUUGGCGUUCAUCAAUGUUUCUCUUCUCGUAAUCAUGAAGUAUUAUAAUAUCAUCUUCGAGGAUAGCUAAUCGCUCUUUCAAAUAGUUAAAAUUAUCAACUUAUUAUUAACACAAAGAAUAUAGAUUUCUAACGUAGUUAAAUCAAUAAAAAUAAUUUUAUUGAUUUUGACAUACAAAUUAAAUAUAAAGUAGUAAGGAUAUAAUUUAUAAUUAAAUAUAAAGUAGUAAAGAAUUUAUUUCAUUGAUGGCGUUUCUCUCUUCUCGCCAUUUCUAUUCGCUUUGCGUGUAGUUAGAUGACAGUGAUUAUUAUUAAUAUUUUUGCACCGGAUAUCUACUAACUAAAAAAUGUAAUUAUAUCUAAAUGAUUUCUUUACAUUAAAAAUGUUUAUAAUUUCUUGUAUAUCUCCUGUCAGCGGUACUAAGCCUUCUAAUUUUUGCAGAUUUUUAUUGAACCGUAAUAUAGUAUUAAAUUAUUGUUAAAAACCAAAAUUUAUAAAUUACGUUUAAAAAUUUUAAUAUUGCAUAUUUUAUACAAAUUUCUUAAUAUAUUAAAUAAAAUUGACGUUUUUCUUUAGCAAGAACCGCGAAUCAUAGGUUAAGAACCGUUGAUUUUUUUUGUAUUAUACAUAUAAGUGCAUC